AUUUUUUGUUGGGAAAUUCACACCGUCGUCGUCGUGAGUGGACUACGAUUUAAAAUUUACGAAGAAGAGGAAGAUUAAUUAAGACUGAAAAAUAAAUUACUAAAUUAAAUAAAAAUGCCCACCCUGCAAGACACGACCUGCUGCACUUUAUCCUGCCCAAACCCGGCGAAGUUGCAGUGCCCAACCUGUUUGAAACAGGGGCUGGAGGAGGGCUCCUUCUUUUGCUCUCAGGACUGUUUCCGCACCUCCUGGCCCGUUCACAAGUCGGCUCACAAGAAAACCGGGGCGAAAACGGUGGAAAAUGGCAGCGGAAGAAGCAACAUCCUCGGCGUGUACGACCCCUUUGAGAACCACUCUGUUUUUAAAUAUAGUGGGGGUUUGAGGGCGGCGUAUCCUUUGGGGGUAAAACGCGCCGUGCCCCCCUCGAUCCCCCGCCCUGACUACGGCCUGGAAACCUCAGAUGGGAAACCCUUAUCCGAAAUGGCCAUCCGUGGCAGCUCAAACAUCCGCGUGUUGACGGAUGAGGAAAUCGAGGGGAUGCGAGUGGCGGGGAGGCUCUCCCGCCAAGUCCUGGACGCCGCCGCCCUGGCCGUGACCCCCUCCACCACAACGGACACGAUCGACGCCAUAGUUCACGAGACCUGCCUGGAUCUCGAGUGUUAUCCUUCUCCAUUGAAUUACUAUGGGUUCCCAAAGUCGUGUUGCACCUCGGUGAAUGAGGUGAUUUGCCAUGGGAUCCCGGAUCAGAGGAAGUUACAAGAGGGGGACAUUUGCAAUGUGGAUGUGACGGUCUACCACCGCGGCUUCCACGGUGACUUAAACGAGACUCUGUUCGUGGGGGAGAGGGUGGGGGAGGAGGCCAGGAAGUUGGUAACAACGACCUAUGAAUGCCUCCAGAAAUCCAUAACAGCGUGCAAACCCGGAACGAAAUACCGCGACAUAGGAAACAUUAUCCAAAAACACGCUCAGUCCAUGGGUUUCUCUGUGGUGAGGUCCUAUUGCGGGCACGGGAUUCACCAGUUGUUCCACUGCGCGCCGUCGGUUCCGCACUAUGCCAAGAACAAAGCGAUCGGAGUGAUGAAGCCCGGCCACAGUUUCACGAUCGAGCCCAUGAUAAACGCCGGGAGUUGGCGAGACGAGCAGUGGCCGGAUGACUGGACGGCCGUCACGGUGGAUGGGAAACUGAGUGCGCAGUUUGAAGAGACUUUGGUCGUGACGGAGACGGGGGUGGAGGUGGUCACUGGGAGAGCGAGUGGAAGGCCGUAUUUCAUGGGAUAAAUUAUUAUUUUUUGGAUAAAAUAAAACAAUUUCUAAUAAAAACACGCGUAGCAAAA
Molecule: messenger RNA, 1334 nt
Organism: Folsomia candida
Lineage: Eukaryota; Metazoa; Arthropoda; Collembola; Entomobryomorpha; Isotomidae
Product: methionine aminopeptidase 1
Exons: 7
Coding region: 115-1278 (387 amino acids)
Biological process (GO): proteolysis
Molecular function (GO): metalloaminopeptidase activity
Source: RefSeq, a predicted model, not a curated record